Drosophila albomicans is the source of this 2175-nucleotide messenger RNA. RefSeq names its product modifier of mdg4. The transcript has 2 exons. Gene Ontology annotation, molecular function: DNA binding; protein binding. The record is from RefSeq and is a predicted model, not a curated record. The coding region runs from base 217 to 1881 and encodes 554 amino acids. Gene Ontology annotation, cellular component: nucleus. Gene Ontology annotation, biological process: regulation of transcription by RNA polymerase II. NCBI's taxonomy places the organism in Eukaryota, Metazoa, Arthropoda, Insecta, Diptera, Drosophilidae.
AAUAAAUUCAGGACAGCAUUUAUGAAUUGUAUUUAUUGAUUUAUUUUUAUUGUGAUUUGGAUUCAGUCAUUUAAAUAAGUCGAACUGCCUCUUAAAAAUAUUUUUUUGCUACAGUGGCAACACUGCGUGCUCUCCAUUUUCGCGUUUCGCGUUUCGCUGCGUGCCCUGGAAUAGAAUAGAAUCAGAUUUGUGGAAAAUAAAACACAACAAACGAAAAUGAAUCAUCUCAAGUGGAUGGGUCACUCGUCCACAAUUAUGGAUAUACAGCGUGUUCUGCUUAACCAGCAGAGCAACAAUCAACAAUGUGAAGUCCUUCUGGUAGCCAAAGAUGGCAUUAGUGUGCGCGCUCAUCUCUUCGUGCUCAGCACAUGCAGUGAUCUCAUGCGCAAUCUACUAGUUGACUUGCCUGUCGGUCAGGAGGCCACCGUCAUUCUGCCUGACAUACGCGGUGAGCUACUUGAGAGCAUGCUGUCGUUUAUCUACAUGGGCGAGACGAGUUUGCCUUCAGCGCUGCUCACCGAAUUCCUGGAGGCCAUUAACCUACUGGGCAUUAAAUCUGCCAUCAGCUUUGAAACGAAUCCCACAGCAAUAAGCACGGCAAGUGUCGUGAGUGGUGCAAUGGCUUUGGAGGCUGCCAAGUCCAUAAGUGGCUUACAUAUUGCCAAUACUACACUGAUGCAGGAAGAGGACGAGGAGGAGGAAGAGGUUGCCAAUGUAGUGGUGGGCAAAAUGGAAGUGAGCAACAAUGUGCUGAAUGAUCCACAGCAGCAACAGCAGCAGAGUCAACAACAGCAUCAGCAGCAGGAUGGCGCCAGAUCGCUUGAGUUUCUCGAUGUCUACAGUGACCAGCCGAAAAUAACAUAUUCCAUUGAGCACAUGGGUGGCACAUCGAGCGGCAAUCAAUACAUUCUAACCGAGAAUACGGGCACAUUUACCAUCACACAAUCAGCAUCGUCGGUGACUAAGUUGGCUGGAGCCACAACUGUUGUAGAUGCUGUGACCGGCGAUGAGUUGGCUGUUGAUGAUGCCGAGGCUGAUGUUGAUGAUGGUGAGCACGAUGAGAGUGAGUCGCAUCUGAUCGAAGAGCAUUAUGUGCCCUCGGCUGGUCCUUUGAUCGAAAUGAGUGGGGAUGCUGAUGUAGAAAUGAAUGAGGAUGCUAUGCAUGAGGAGGAUGUGGGUGACGUGGAGGAUGAGGAGGAAGAUGAAGAAAUAAUGGAUGUUAAGCCACGUAAAUCGCAGUUGGACUUGAAACUGGUCAAGACCCGAGUGCAGCAACGUCCGCAGCCAGCUGCAAAGGCAUCCAAAAAAACAAUGACCAAACAACAUCAACAGUUUGCAGCACUUAAAAAGGAAAUCAAGGACGAUAUCAACGAUGCACUUGAACUUGCAGCAGUUGCGGUACUCCAUGAGGGUCUUAGUCUGCAGAAGGCUGCGGAUCGUUUCGACAUAUCGAAGACAGUGUUGUGGCGUCGUGUGCGCUCCAAUCCCGCCUACAUGCGUAUUAAGAAAGAGAAGCCAUCGCUAUCAGAGGCAUAUGAACGUCUCAAGAAUGGUGAUUCACUGAAGAGUAUCAGCCAAGAUCUGCGGAUUCCUAUGUCCACGUUACAUCGUCACAAGGUGCGACUUGCGGCCCAAGGUCGUCUGCCCGAGUUUGUGGCUUGUCGCAGACGUGACAGCACGCCAAAGGACGAGCUACGAGAAAAGCUGGCCAAAGCGGUGCAUGCCUGCAUCAAUGGUGGCAUGUCACAGAAUCAUGCGGCGAAUCUCUUCGAAAUACCCAAGAGUACACUCUGGCGUCACUUGCAACGCCGCGUCACAGAGGCUGAACGUAAGGUCAAGGAGGAGCAGGAGGAAGACGAUGAGGAGGAUAUUUUAAGUUAAGAUAUUACUACGUAGAUUUUAUGUACACAUUUAUUACAUAGUUCUCAUCUUAAGCUAAUUAUAUUCUAUGCAUAUAGUAGCAGUGUUAAUCCAUCAUUUAGUAUUAAGUUUCAUUAUUUUUUAAAAUAAUGUUGACAAAUUACAAUUAGAAUUUAUGUUUUUUUUCCUAUUUGACUGGGUUUUCAAUGUUCCGAAAGACGAAGAAUUUAUUGUAAAUAAUACUGUCCUAUCCUGUUUAGGCUUGCCCCUAAAUCUUUAGCUAUACUAUUCGAGCUAGAUUUGACCUUCUGAUUA